This is a messenger RNA of Eutrema salsugineum, 816 nucleotides long. RefSeq names its product 40S ribosomal protein S14-3. Gene Ontology annotation, biological process: ribosomal small subunit assembly; maturation of SSU-rRNA from tricistronic rRNA transcript (SSU-rRNA, 5.8S rRNA, LSU-rRNA); translation. Gene Ontology annotation, cellular component: cytosolic small ribosomal subunit; ribosome. Gene Ontology annotation, molecular function: small ribosomal subunit rRNA binding; mRNA 5'-UTR binding; structural constituent of ribosome. The transcript is spliced from 6 exons. Bases 139 to 591 code for a protein of 150 amino acids. NCBI's taxonomy places the organism in Eukaryota, Viridiplantae, Streptophyta, Magnoliopsida, Brassicales, Brassicaceae. The record is from RefSeq and is a predicted model, not a curated record.
AGUCGUCAUAAACCCUAAUAUAAAUUCGAUUUCUAAUUCGGCAUUGCAGCUCUCUUGCCAAUCUCUGUGUAGGCGGAACUACAGGAAGAAGAAGCUCUUUCAAAUCCGAGUUGAUCUUUUACUUUUCUUCGCCUAACCAUGUCGAGGAGGAAGACAAGAGAGCCAAAGGAGGAGAAUGUGACUCUUGGACCAGCUGUUCGUGAGGGAGAGCAAGUUUUCGGUGUCGUCCACAUUUUUGCUUCAUUCAACGACACUUUCAUUCAUGUUACUGAUCUUUCUGGACGUGAAACGCUUGUCCGUAUCACUGGUGGAAUGAAGGUGAAAGCUGACAGAGACGAGUCCUCACCUUACGCAGCUAUGCUUGCUGCACAAGAUGUUGCUCAGCGAUGCAAGGAACUUGGAAUCACCGCCAUGCACGUGAAGCUCCGAGCCACGGGUGGAAACAAGACCAAGACACCUGGUCCCGGUGCUCAGUCUGCCCUCAGAGCCCUUGCUCGUUCUGGCAUGAAAAUUGGCCGCAUUGAGGAUGUUACUCCGAUCCCAACAGACAGUACCCGCAGAAAGGGUGGUAGAAGAGGAAGGAGGCUCUGAGUUUUUGGCCUUAUUGAAAUGUCUUUGUUUACUUCCAUGUGUUUCAUUUUGUCAGAAUUUGGUGUUUCUUAGAUUGUGGAAGAGUUUUGGAGUUGAACGUUUUUUGUUAAUUUGAUCAACAUUUUCCUACUUUGAUGAGUCUUUGCCCGUUUUAUUUGAUAGGAUGCGUUGAAAUGGAAUAAUGAAUAAUCAUUUAAUGUGAGAGCUUCUAAGCAUCUUAUUGGG